This is a messenger RNA of Amphibalanus amphitrite, 1808 nucleotides long. Its product is annotated as glutaminyl-peptide cyclotransferase-like. NCBI's taxonomy places the organism in Eukaryota, Metazoa, Arthropoda, Thecostraca, Balanomorpha, Balanidae. Gene Ontology annotation, molecular function: zinc ion binding; glutaminyl-peptide cyclotransferase activity. The record is from RefSeq and is a predicted model, not a curated record. The transcript has 9 exons. Bases 170 to 1249 code for a protein of 359 amino acids.
ACAGUCGGCGGCAGCAGGCGCCGCCUGGCGGGCGGUACCUGAGCGCCGACCGUAACGGUGCGUCCGCCGCCGCGCCGCCGCCGCCGGAGUCAGUCGUCACGGGCGCACCGUGGCGCGGCGGUGGUGCACAGUGGUCCACGAGACACCGGACGACACAACAGAGGUCAAGAUGAGCUGGCUCUCGUCCCUGUUUCCCGUCUUUCUUCUGGUGUGCCUUCCAGUUUUAGCACAGGACCUCUCGUGGCUGCAAAGACAGGCGCGCCACCGGCCGCUGCGGCUGGACGACAGCUCCCUGACCACCCUGGCACUGCUGGACCAGACGGCCGACCCGCGCGGUGAUGUGUUCAUGUCGCUGCUGCAGCCGAUCCUGCGGCCCAGAUACGUCACCAGCCCGGCACACGAGGAUGUUAGACAGCACAUCGUCUCCGUGAUGACGUCACUGGGGUGGACGGUGGACGGUGACAGGACGUUCCGGAUGCGCACGCCGCUCGGUCCGAUGCCGUUCACCAACGUGGUGGCCACGCACAACCCGUUGGCGCCGCGCCGGCUGGUGCUCGCCUGUCACUACGACUCCAUCUACAAACGGGACGAUUUCGUUGCGGCCACUGACUCGGCGGUACCCUGCGCCAUGAUGCUGUACCUGGCGGCACUGAUGACUCGCGACUACCUCGACCCCAUGAAGGGCCAGUCGGACAUCUCGCUGCAGCUGAUGUUCCUGGACGGGGAGGAGGCGUUCGUCCGCUGGUCGGACCGCGACUCCAUCUACGGCUCGCGGCGACUGGCCCGCGAGCUGCAGAGCUCCGUAUACCAGCAGCGACCGAGCAGGGGAGGCCAGGAGAACAUCUCCGACCUCGACCGAAUCGAUCUGUUUGUGCUGCUGGACCUCCUGGGAGCCUCAAAACCGACCAUUUCCAACUACAUCACCGACACGAACGCCCUGUUCCGCCACCUGGCCGGCGUCGAGAAGCGACUGCGGCGCGGCGGCCUGCUCACAAAGGCGCCCAACGUGUUCCGCUACCGCAAGUCGUGGGGCCUCUGGGGGCCGCCGCAGAUCAGCGACGACCACCUGCCCUUCCAGAGACGCGGCGUAAAGGUGCUUCACAUCAUCCCGAGUCCGUUCCCGUCUGUAUGGCACAAGAGUUCUGACGACGCUUCGGCCAUCCAUGGUCCGACAGUGACCAAUCUGAAUCGAGUGCUGCGCGUCUUCGUAUCCGAGUACCUGCACCACGCGGCGAUACAGACCGUCUAGAUGUUGACACUGAAGAGUGCGAGUAUAAACCAAAUUACAAACGGAGGAAUCAUCGGCUUCCACGACACCAUGGAUAUAAAGAAGCCACCCGAUCCGUUAUCAGCCUCGGUCGCUUUACCGGCGGCGGCCGUUACCACGGUUGAGCGUGUUAUAGUCAUCACGGUCAAGCGGACAUAUGUACGUCGUCACGGUCGAAUGGGCUGCUCCGGUUUACGAGCGUGACAUUCAGUGUCCCCUGUUAACGGUUGUCUUUGUUAUAAACGAUGUUGUUGUAACGUUAAAAACUUGUGUCGAAACCUCGAAACGCUGUGCGUAUCUUGGAGUGUUGUGUUGGAUUGUUGUGUAUUUGUGUGUCCUAUUUAGCGGUUUUGUUUGCGCUUAUGUUGAUCAUUCUCAGGUAGGUAUACAUCAUUACUGGUUUGUUACUAACCUCUAAACCAUAUAUUAAGUAUAGCGUGCAUUACCGAGGGUCAGACGAGUGACGACACGUUGAUUUGAUGAUUGCACUGCGGUGAAUUUCGUCCGUUUUACAAUAAUACAAUGGAUCCGACGACACUGA